GCGAUGCGGUCCGUGAGCGUCUGCCCGGACAUUUGGACCCCCUCUGGAAUGCUUCACCGCAGGAGAAACAAUCAAUCUAUAUAUCGCCCACCGCAGCUUCCCAGGUGGUUCUGCAGCAAACAGGCCUUUGACCUUCUUCUUGCCUGGUUUGGAUGGAAACGACACAGGAAAUGUGGUAUUUGUUUCAAAUGGGGCUUCGUGCUGAUAAAAAAUGAGUUUCUUGUGGUUCGACUUACGUGACUUGCUCACGGCUUGUCCGGUUUUCGGCAACCACGGUGCGCCUUCAGCACCUCGGACAGCUAAAGCCACUCGGUUAUGUAACACCCCACUAGCGGUGGGAGCCCUGCAGCUGAUAUUAAGCCCCCAAAUGUGUGAAACUAAAUAACACACAAAUCCGCCUUUUUGCUUAACAUUCCAUGGGUAGGUCCGAUAUUACGUCCCGGGGGUGCAUGUGGAUUAUUCCUCUUACGACGUCUUCAAAGAAAGGGAAAAAAAUAAUCAUCAAAAAAAAUUGCGGCGUUCUUCCCUUGAUUCUGCGGCGACAGAAAAUGUGCACCGAAUGCGCAAAAAGUGUGCGCAGUACAAGAAGCCGAGGAGGAGGGGACAGGAUCCCUAUUCUCCUUCCAUGCGCUAUUUUUUUUAUAUAUACGCCUUUUAUCUGUAUGGACACGGAGACACUCCUCCCCCCAGUGGAUGCUUGGACACGGGUGGGUGACACACACGGACCAGCCCACCUCUCUUAAAGGGGAGUGGACAUGGGCGGUGGGUUAUUUAGUGUUCAAGCAGCCGGCGCGCCACAACAAAGGGUUAAUAAAUGGCCGUGACAUGGGUUUAUGCACGGCUGCAUUCAACCUUAGCAUCACAUAUUUGCAACUAUAAACCCCACAGUAAACGCGAUUUAAGUCUGUCCCUGUUUUGUUUUGGCGCAGUGCACUGGAAAUGACGUGUCUAACCUCCUGUUGGUUACAUGCAUGGCGUAAUUUCAGUAUUCAUAUCAUUUUAAUACGUAAUGUGUCAUAUUGCAUUCAUAAUAUCGCUAUUAUUUCCAUAGGGGUGUAUAUUUUGCACAAAAACGCAAGGCUUUCCGGUCCCGGAUAUCACGUCGCCCAGCGUAAUGACGUCACACAAGAAUACUCCCAUUUCCCAGCCUCCUCCGGCUGUUGAUCGAAAACGUUGAUUUCUCUCGUAUUUCCUGCAGUCAGUUCAUAGAGAUGUAAAAAGACGCGAUGUCUGUGAGUGUUAUUGUAUAUGUUUAUAUUUUUUUAUUUAAUAGCUACCAAGAAAUUAGUCGAUUCAUUAAACUGACACGUCAUGCGUCACGUGAGGCACCCGGAAGCUUACUUCUGUAUUCUUGCAUUUUCUCCCAGUCGUCCCACUAAAAUAACAUAAUUUACGCAGCAUAUCCAUUUUGUUUUAUAUAUUUAUAUCGUUAAGGUAAUCCGAGGAAACUACUCGAGACACGAGCGCCUGUCAUCACCUCAAGGUGACGUACCCGGAAGUGUGGCCACGUCGCCAAGUACUACGGGGAAUAGAAAACUACACAAUAGCCAUGGCACACUUUCAGGAAGUGUCAAAACGGUCCACUUUGCAUCCUAAACCUGCAGGCUUGGUUUUGCAGUAUGGCACUGCUGGCUUCAGGACCAACGCCAAGCAUCUGGACCACAUCAUGUUCAGGAUGGGGCUGGUGGCCACUCUGCGGUCCAAAAAAACGAAAGCAGCCAUCGGAGUCAUGGUCACCGCCUCUCACAACCCUGAGGAGGACAACGGUGUGAAGCUGAUUGAUCCCAUGGGUGAGAUGUUGACUGCAGCAUGGGAAGGCCACGCCACUCAUCUGGCCAACGUGGAGCAGCAGGAGUUACCUUCCGUGCUCGAAGACAUGAUAGAGAAAGAAAGCAUAGACAUGAGCCAGGAAGCAGUUGUGUUUGUGGGCAAAGACACCAGGAGCAGCAGUGACAGCCUCUCACAAGCAGUGCUGGAUGGAGUGCAUGCGCUGCAUGGUCACAGCAAAGAUUAUGGGUUGGUGACCACCCCACAGCUCCACUACAUGGUGCGCUGUCACAACACACAGGGGCUCUAUGGUGAGGCCACAGUGGAAGGCUACUACAGCAAACUCUGCCAGGCUUUCAUUGAGCUCACCAAGAAUACACCCAACCGCACAGAUGACCAGAAGCACCUGACUGUGGACGGCGCCAACGGCAUCGGUGCGCUGAAGGUACGCGAGAUGGAGCACCACCUCAAGAGGGAGUUGCAGGUUUCGCUCUUCAACCACGGCGAUGGACAGCUCAACCACCAGUGUGGUGCCGAUUUUGUGAAAGUGCAGCAGAAACUUCCAACAGGCAUAAAGGUGAACACGGGCGAGCGCUGCUGUUCAUUUGACGGCGACGGCGACCGCAUCAUAUAUUACUACACCAGCUCAGAUGGACGUUUCCAUCUGCUGGAUGGAGACAAGAUAGCAACGCUCAUCAGCACUUUUCUGAAAGAGCUGCUCAUCCAAGCCGGUCUGAAUUUGAAGUUAGCAGUGGUACAAACCGCGUACGCUAACAGCAGCUCAACACACUACCUGGAAGACAGCAUGAAGGUGAUCGUGAGGUGCACAAAGACUGGAGUGAAGCACCUUCAUCAUGCGGCACAGGAGUUUGACACGGGGGUGUACUUUGAGGCCAACGGCCACGGAACGGUGCUGUUCAGCAAGGCAGCUGAGGAGAAGAUAAAGCAGCUCGCUGACGACCCAAACACAGACGACACCAGGAAAAGAGCAGCUCUUCUGCUGCGGCACACCAUCAAUGUCAUUAACCAGACUGUAGGUGACGCCAUCUCUGACAUGCUGCUAAUAGAGGCUAUAUUAGCCCUGAAGGGAAUGACUGUGCAGCAGUGGGACGCCAUCUACACCGACCUGCCCAACAGGCAGCUGAAAGUCAAGGUGUCGGAACGCAGGGUGGUUGACACGGCCGACGCCGAGAGACGCGCCGUGAGCCCCGCGGGCCUGCAGGACGCCAUUGACGGCCUGGUGAAGAAAUACAGACACGCUCGCUCCUUCGUGAGGCCGUCUGGCACAGAGGAUGUCGUGAGAGUUUACGCCGAGGCCGAGACUCAGGAGAGUGCUGACUCCCUUGCACAUGAAGUCAGCCUUGCAGUGUAUCGCCUCGCUGGGGGGGUGGGAGACGAACCCAAACCUUUGCACUAGACAACAAAACAACACUGUUUUGUAUUUGAAAAAGACUGGAAGCAGACAUGCUCAAACCUCGCACUGUACGUGUAAUAGUGUACUUGUAGCUUUUUGCUGAGGUGACGUUAUACCUGCCAUCAUUAUCACACCACUACGACACUACGAAAGCAUUAGAAACACAAUCAAGGGUAUUUUUAUUACAGGAAAUGUACUUUGUUGUUCUUGUUGGGUUAAUUUUGGUUCAUGGUUCAUGGUUUUAAUUCAUCUUGAACAUGCAUACAAGUCAAACAGUUGCACAUCACACAAUACAGUUCACAGUUUUGCAUGUCCAAAAAGGAGUAGGAAGAAGCAAAGCUUAUUUAAUCCUACCCCUCAUCAGCUUCACAUCAAUUGCAAUACAUUCACUCCCUCUUGUUCUUCCAGGUAUGCUUUGUAAGGCUACAUGACAAUGUAGUGCGAUCAUAACAAGGUUUUCACUUACUAAAAGGAAGCUACAGGCAUAAUGAUAACUGAUAGAAUGAUUGAAGAAGUGUUUGAUUGACAAUGAAUGAGUACAGACCAUGUAGUCACCACAAUGAAAAGUUAAUAGUCAGUAUAGUAAUGGUUAGAUGUAGUAUUGUAUGUACACAGUGGUUCAGGUCUCUUCUUCUUUGUAUUUUGUGAACAUCAACUGCUUGUACUUUUUCUUAAAAUGGCUCAUUGUUGUGCAUUGUUUGAGUUCCUUAUUCAAUCCGUUCCACAACUUGAUUCCACAUACAGAAAUGCUGAAAGUUUUCAGUGUUGUCCGUGCAUAAAGGUGUUUUAGGUUAAAUUUUCCUCUCAGAUCAUAUUUCUCCUCUCUUGUUGAUAAGAAUUGUUUUACAUUUUUCGGUAGAAGGUUAUUGUUUGCUUUAUGCAUAAUUUUAGCCGUCUGAAGGUUUACUAGAUCCGCAAAUUUUAAUAAUUGUGAUUUUAUAAAUAAGGAAUUUGUGUGUUCUCUGUAAGCAGCAUUAUGGAUGAUCCUGAGUGACCUUUUUUGUAGCACAGUUAGUGGCUGAAGUGCACUUUUAUAGUUAUUGCCCCAUAACUCGGCACAGUAAGUUAGAUAUGGUAAUAUCAGUGAACAGUAGAGCGUAUGUAGUGCUUUUUGGUCAAGGACAAAUUUAGCUUUAUUCAGUAUUGAGGUGUUUCUUGCCACUUUAUGUUUUACAUUUUUAAUGUGAGAUUUCCAGUUCAUCUUCUCAUCUAUUAUAACCCCGAGAAAUUUAUUUUUGUUUACCCUGUCAAUGUCUACCCCAUCAAUUUGUAUUUGCUGGUACGUUUCCUUUUUACACUUACCAAAUAGCAUUACUUUAGUUUCACUGAGGUUCAGUGAUAGUCUGUUUUUAUCAAACCAUCUUUUUAGUAGAGUUAGUUCAUCUGUGAUGUGUUGUACUAGCUCUGGUGUGCUGUCUCCAGAACAUAAUGCGAUUGUAUCGUCUGCAAAUAAUACUAGCUUUAGGUCUCUUGGGACUUGACAGAUGUCGUUUAUAUAUAGAUUGAAUAGUUUUGGUCCUAGAAUUGACCCCUGGGGAACGCCGCAUGAUAUGUUUAACUCCUCGGACGUAUGUUCUCCUAGCUUCACAUAUUGCCUCCUGUCAGCUAAGUAGCUUUUAACCCAGUUCAAGACUAACCCUCUGAUUCCAUACCUUUCUAGUUUAGUGAUUAGAAUAUCAUGAUUAAUUGUGUCAAAGGCUUUUGUUAAAUCCAUAAAUACUGCAGCCGUGCACUUUCUAUGAUCUAUAGCAUUGGUGAUUUCCUCUGUAAUUUCUAUCAGUGCCAUGGAAGUUGAAAUGUUGCUUCUGUAUCCGUAUUGACUCUCCGUGAGUAACUCAUUUUUUUUAUAAAAUUGUCCAACCUGUUAUUAAAUAGUUUUUCAAUGAUUUUGGAAAAUUGUGGCAGUAAGGACACUGGUCGGUAAUUUAUGAAUUGAUGUUUGUUUCCAUUUUUAAAGAUUGGAACUACUUUAGCUAUUUUCAUUUUAUUUGGGAAUUUACCUGUCUGGAAUGAUAGGUUGCUAAGGUACGUUAGCGGUUGUACAAUCUCAUUUAUAACCCUUUUUAUCGUUUCCAUUUCUAUUCCGUUGCAAUCGGUUGAUGUUUUUGCUUUGAAUUUGUUGACAAUAUCAAUGAUUUCCUUUUGUGUGACGUUAGUGAGGAACAUGGAAUUGGGAUUCUUGUCUAUGAUCUCAUUUCUUUCUUCUACUGGUGGGUAAUUUGGGAUCUUUGUUUCCAGUUCCGGUCCAAUAUUUACGAAGUAGUUGUUGAACUUUUCAACUACCUGAUUCAUAUUAUCAUAUUUAUCAUUUCUAUCUAUAAAAUAAAGAGGGUAGUCUUUCUUUGCACCGUUCCGUAUAAUACUGUUUAGAAUGCCCCAUGUUGCUCUAGUGUUGUUUUUAUUCUUGAUUAAUAAUUGACUAUAAUAGUCUUUCCUACACACUCUCAGGAUGUUUGUUAACUUAUUUUUGUAUGCUUUAUAUAUUUUUUAGAAUGAUAAAUCUCCUAUAUAGUGUAUUUUUCUUCUUACAGGCAUUUAGUAGUCCCUUGGUCAUCCAUGGCUGAUUUCUCUUCCUUUGCUUAUUAAAUACUUCUCUCAGUGGACAAUGUCUGUUAUAGCACUUCAUGUAGACAUUAAGAAAGUUUUUAUACGCCUCGUUCACAUCAUUCUCACUAUAUACGCACUCCCAUCUUUGUUUUUCCAAAUCUUUCCUAAAAGCACUAAUACUUUCCUCUGUAUGUGAUCUUCUGACUGUCCUGAUAUCGUCCUUCUUUCUCUUUUUAUAGUUUUCAUUAUAAAUCGUAAACACCGGAAGAUGGUCAGUAAUAUCAUUAAUUAACAGUCCACUUGUCGUGUUGUCGUCGAAAUCAUUGGUAAAUAUGUUGUCAAUUAAUGUUGCGCUGUGAUCUGUAAUUCUGCUUGGCCUGGUGAUUUUUGGAUAAAGACGUAAACUGUUCAUUGUAUCUAUAAAGUUAUCUUUUCUGUUUUGGUUGUUUGAAUUUAGAAGGUCAAUAUUGAAAUCUCCACAUAAAAAGAUUAUUUUUUGGCUAGUGUCUGUCAAUGUUGCUUUGAUCCAAUCCUCAAAUAUUUCAAUGCUAGACUUAGGUGUUCUGUAUAUACAACUUAUUAGUACAUUUUUACUUUUCUCUUUACUGAUUUCAAUAGUUAUGCAUUCUAGAAUGUUAUCAAUAGCAAUUGACAUGUUCUUUACCACUUUAUAAAUCAGAUUUUUAUCCACAUACACAGCCACUCCUCCUCCACUUUUGUUGUUCCUAUUGACGUAGUUCAUGUCAUAACCUUCCAGCUCAAAGUCCACGCCUUUGUAGUCAUUAAUCCAAGUUUCUGAGAUAGCGAUUAUUUUAAAGGGUUCCUUAAAUAGACUCAAGUAUUGUUUGAUGUUAUUAUAAUUUGCAUACAUACUUCUACUAUUAAUGUGAAUGAUUGACAACUGAUUGCCUAUAUUAAAGUUGUCAUUGUAUUGUUCAUCUGUAUAGUAGCAGCAGUCAUUUCUGAUAUGAGAAAAGAAGUUUGUGUCUGGGUCUAUGUCUUCCUCCAAUAUUGUUUGUAUGUGUUAUGAAAUGUAGUAGUAUAAUGUCUACAUAUGUUAACCAGCUACCAUCGUCAUGAGGUCAAUCAUGAGCUAUUAUCAAUAAGACAAUUUGUAUUAUAUUAGUUUCUCCAGAUCCUUCAGACUCCUGACCAUUAGUACUUUUGCUUGUUCUGGUGUUCUGGUGCUUGUUUGGGAACAAAUUGCUGCACACUGCUUUGGUCGUAUCCACUUGUCUCUGACAAUGUGGGCUGUGGCUUCUCCUUGGCACUAUGGUACUGCUCUGUAUUUGUUUAUACGCGUGACACAAGACACACUUCCUGGCUCUAACUCAAUGUGUGCGAUGUGGGAUAGUGGUACGCUUCUGUACUGUACCGGGAAAAUCAGAUUACGAAUACAUGUACCAUUACACCGCUACAUAAUAACUGUCGUUAAUUCCUGGGUCAUUUUUACACUCCCAGUCUCCAUUAACAUUUGAUCUACUGUGUAAAUUGCCUUUUUAAUUUUGUAAAUAAUAAAACAAUCACAUCUGUUUACAUCUGUUCUAACGAUUCCUGGGUGGAACUGGAAAUAAAUAAUGCAAAAAUACAUACACCAU
Messenger RNA from Dunckerocampus dactyliophorus (ringed pipefish), 7326 nucleotides. Its product is annotated as phosphoacetylglucosamine mutase-like. Gene Ontology annotation, biological process: UDP-N-acetylglucosamine biosynthetic process; hemopoiesis; carbohydrate metabolic process. Gene Ontology annotation, molecular function: magnesium ion binding; phosphoacetylglucosamine mutase activity. The transcript has 12 exons. The coding region runs from base 1550 to 3184 and encodes 544 amino acids. Lineage: Eukaryota; Metazoa; Chordata; Actinopteri; Syngnathiformes; Syngnathidae. The record is from RefSeq and is a predicted model, not a curated record.